CCUGUUUGGGGUUUCAUUUCUAUCUGCUGCAAUUGUCAUGACUACCUUUGGGUUUCAAUCAUGUGAUUGUGAUGGAGUUACCUGCAGUUUGAUCCUAAAGGCAACUGGACCCAGUUUAUGUGGCUUUGCAUUGGUAUUGAUCCUGCUUUCAAGAUCAAGAAGUCUGAUUAAUUUGACGCAGCUGGAAUAUUCAGCUGACCAACGGUGCUAUCACUCUUGCAGUGAACAGAACUCUUUUGCCCAUUUCCUCAUCUUUGGUGUCCUGUUUUGUUUUAGUGGAAUGCUGCUCACCACAAUUGGAGUUUGGGCUGUCACCUGCCCUGGGACCAUGGAUGGUCAAGGUUUCAAUUUAACAAUUAAAGUUAAUGAAAAUGAGAAAUGUAAACUGCUGUUCUUGCAAAUCAUGGGCCCAGCAGUAACAUUUGUUGGUAUUUGCUUCUUGUUAAUGGCUCACGUCAAAAGGAAGGUAGUAUUGCGUCCAGAUGAAGAAAAUACAUCUACAAAUGAUCAACAACCUUGCAUGCCAGGACCAUGUCAAAUUGCAACAGAUAGCUCUGGGUUGGUUCUUCCACUACCACCACCUUACUUCCCUGAACCACCACCAAUGGUAAAUGAUUCCUGUGAAGUCAAUCAUCCUACCCCCAGCGAUGAUCCUCCUCCUUAUUACAGUGUCGUCUUCCGCAGAGCAGAAGAAAAUCAAGAUGAUUUACAAGACACAUUAAGAGUUGAUGAAGUUCCUGACAGCAUUCCACCACCUUCAUAUGAUGAAAUCUUCCCUGUGGAAAGCGAGGAUACUUCUGGACAUUAGCUUCACCAUGUUUCUUAAGCCACAAUAACAGGAUUUGAAUAUGGCCGUGGUUAUUUUUCACACACUCUAUUAUACAUCUUUACAUUCAGUAUUGUUCAGUGUUUCUUACAAGGUGCCAAGAGAAGUGAUUUGUUUAUAGCAUAGAGAGAAGUGGAAAGGAUUCCUUGUGAGCUGUUUUAUUCUGGGGUAACUUCUCACACCUUGAUUAAUUGCUUAUUGCAGAAAAUAACAAAUCACAAUGCCAGAUGUGCACCAUUUCCGAAGUAAUUUGAAUUCAUUUGUUUGAAUGAAAGAUAAACAGCCUAUCAGAGUCCAGCUAUAAUAAUACUGCUUUCAGAUUGCUCAAGUGCACCCAGGAUGAUGAAUAACUAACAUAAAAGGAGCAUUUUGUUCAAUAAAUUAUCAAGAACAUGAAAUAAGUCAAAAUCAUCACUGAAGAUGUUAUGAAUUGGAGCAAAAAAAUACAGAUACUGGAAAUCCAAAACAACAACAAAAAAUGAUGGAAGUACUCAGCAAAUCAAGCAGCACCACAGGAAGGAAAAGGCUAGCAAAAAGCUGGUAGGCAGGUACAGCAUCAAUGUCUGAAAGCUAACAUCACCCAUUUUCAUACCCCUCCCCUUCCUGGUUCCAUCCAUUUACUACCCACUCACUUCCCCCUCCGUAUCCUCCCCCAUUUGUCCUUCACCUCUCCCCUAAUGGCUCCCAUUAUCACCUUCCUUACUUGUCAGAUUCCAGCACUUAUCUGCACUUAGCUUAUGUGUCCACACUUAUCACCCUCCAGCCUCCGUCCUCACCUUCACCCUUCCCUCCCCUAGCUCCAUCUGCCUCUUUUAUUGCCUUGUCUACUUCCACCUAUCAUCCACCUGCCUCUGUCUCCCAUCUCCAACCCUCUACCGCCCCACCUGGCUCCUUCUGCCCAUCAUCCACCCUUCCCCAGUCUGCCCAUCACCUACCAGUCCCCGUCUCACCCCUCCCUCUCCUUUUUAUACUGCCUAUCUUCCCUAUCCACUCUCAGUCCUGAUGCAGGGCUUUGACCCGAAAUGUCAAUAAUUCCUUCCCCUUCACCCCCCCCCCCCGCCCUCCCAAUAGAUGCUGCUUGACCCGCUGAAUUCCCCCAGUUUGUUUUUUGCUCCAGGUUCCAGCAUCUGCAGUCUCUUGUGUCAACAGAAUGUUACUGUUUAUUGAACAUACUGAGACCAUGUCUGGAGUACUGUAUACAGAAUUAGUCUCCUUAUUUAAGGAAGGGGAUGUUAAUGCAUUGAAAACAGAUCAGACAGGGUUUACUAGUCAAAUACCUUGACUAGAUGGAUUGUCGGAUGAAGAAAGAUUGGACAAGCUGGGCUUGUAUCCACUGGAGUUUAGAAAAGCGAGAGGAAAUUAUCCUUGAUCUUGAAAGGUCCUGACAGGGUGAAUGGGAACAGAAUGUUAUCUCUUGUGGGUGAAUCUAAAACUAGGGCUGACUGAUUAAGAAUAAUGUGUCGCAGAGAUAAGGUGAUUUUUGUUUCUGUCAGAGAGUCAUAAGUCUUUGCAACUCUUUUCCUCUGAGGAUGGUGCAUAUUUUUAUGGCAGAGGUAAUUAGACACCUGAUAAGCAAGGGAUGUAACAUUACCACUGGUAGGUGGGAAAUUGGAGUUGGAAAGACUAGCAAGGGCAAAAGUGGAUCCUUGGAGACAGAGAUGGGAAAAUUUAUAGUGGGGAGUAGGGAAAUGGCAGAGCAACUAAAUGACUUCUUUGUGCCUAUCUUAAUGGAAAAGAGUACCAAACACCUGCCAAAAAUUGCACAGAACCCAGGAUUUAGUGAGCAUGAGGAAUAUAAAUAAAUAAAUAUUAAUUUAAAAAGUAGUAGAGAAGCUGAUGAGACUAAAAGCCAAUAGAUCACAAUAUCCCGAUGAUCAACUUCCCAGAGCACAGAAAGAGGAGGCAAUAUAGAUAGUGAAGACUCUAGUUAUCACCUUCUAAAAUUUUAUGGAUUUUGGAACUGUUCAUGUGGAUCAGAGGAGUGGCUCCAUUAGUUUAGGAAGGAGGGAGAAUGAAAACAAAGUAUUACUGACCUGUUAGCCUAACAUCAGUAUUUGGGAAAUGCUGGAAUAUAUGAUAUCAAGACAAUUAGAAAAUGUUAUGAUUGAGCAGAGUCAACAUGGAUCAAUGGAAAAGGAAAUCAUGUUCAACUAAUUGACUGGAAUUCUUUGAGGAUGUGAUCUGUAGAAUAGCUAAAGGAUGAACAGAGAUUCAUAGAAGGCUUUUGAUAAGGUGCCACACAGGAUGUUGGUCAAGAAGGUUAGAACACACAGAAUUGGGGUAGUAUACUUACAAAGAUUGAGAAUAGGUUAUCAGAAAGAAAGCAAAGAGCAAGAAUAAACAAAUCUUUCUCAGGAAGGUAGAUUAUGGCCAGUGGGGUACAACAGGGAUUGGUCCUUGGACCUCAGCUACUCAUGAUCUAUAUCUGAGAGGGGAGUUGGUGGUGGGGAUGAAUGAGCAGACUGCGGAGUCAUGGAGAGAAUGGUCCUUUCAGAAUACUGAAAGGGGAGGGGAGAUGAAGUUAUGUCUGAUGGCAGAAUCCCAUUGGAAAUGGUGGAAAUUUCAGAGGAUAAUCCAUUGAAUAUGGAGGUUUCAGUUCUUCCAUCUUCAUCAAUGACUCCUCUUCCCAUGGCACUUUUCCAAGCAACCACAGGAGAUGCAACACUUGCCUUUUCAUCUCUUCCCUCCUCAUUAUCCAGGAACCCAAAUAGUUCUUUCACAUGAAGCAGCAAUUCACUUGCAUUUCUUCCAAUCUAGUCUAUUUCACGUGAAUGCUUGUUGAGUGAAAGGUGAGGACAAGGGGAACCCUAUCUUUCUUCAGGCAGGGGAAGGGAGAGUGAGAGCAGAAGUUCAGGGAAUAGAAAAAAAUGUGACUAGGAACCCCAAUUAACUAGAUAGAGGGGAAGCCAAGGCUAAGGAAAAUGGAAGACUCCUUAAAUGUACUGGUGUGGAAAGUCAUCAUCCAAGCAGAUAUGAUGAAGUUGGAGAAACUAGGAGAAUGGAAUGGAGUCCUAACAGGAAGCAAGGUGGAAUGAGGUAUAGUUGAGAGAGCAAUUGGGCCAAUUGACUUGUAAUGGAUAUUGAUAGCUAAUUUAUUCCUCAAAAUGGAGAUAGAGAUAUCAAGGAAAGAAUUAGACAUGGACCUUGUAAAAGUGAGUGAAGAAAGGAAAUUGGCAGCAAAAAUAAUAAGUGCAGGAAGCAGCAUCAAUACUGUCAUCAGUGUCUCAAUCGCACUCCACCUUCAGCCUCCCAGGUUUCUCCAAUAAUGCUCAAGGAAAGCUUAAGGAGGAUAUUUUAAUUUGUUUAGAAUAAUCUUAAACUCUGCAAUAACAGAGUGCAAACAAUUCAAUAGGGUUGUGGAGUGAGAGGUGGAAGGAUACACUAGGAUACAUAGUUUUUGUGAUGACAUUAAGGCAAAGAGUAAUAUAAAUAGGAAUAAAAGCAAUUUGGAGAGAGGGGGAGAGCGAGAGAGAGAGCGAGCGAGAGAGACUGACUAACUGUGGUAUUUUUCAAAAAUUGUGAGAAUGCACUGCAAUGCCUCUUCUGAAUUUGCAUGUUUCUGUGUUCCUCAUUUACAAAGACCAGCAGAUGAAGCUGUCGCUCCAUUCCGACCCUGUAUAGAGACUGGAGUAGCUUGAUUACUGAGUUAGCCUGGCUAAGAAAAGGACCAAAUGAUGAAUUCAAGAAGAUGGAGAAGGCUUGUGAUAUCCAAUAGUUACGAUAGCAUUUUAAGUAAACUGAAGCUUAUUGCAAUGGCAUUUUUGAUUGCAGUAGUUUGGGUUCAUUUGACUAUUAGGGAACAAUUUACACUCAAAAUUACGUGGUUUUUUGGAAUUGAAAUGACAUUUCAAAUUUCCUUAAUAACUCAUUUGCAUAUAUAGAACACUGAAUUGGUAACACAAAGCCUCUAAUGAAUUUGCUGGAGCCCUAUUAUCAUUGUGAUUGAGUUGAACUGAUUUUAUCGGAAUGAUCGAUCUGAAUUGUGUCUAAGUGAGCAGGAUAAAACUAUAAAAACUAGAGGAAGUUAGAAGACUCACGUUGCAAUUAGUGGCUACCUCCUUGGCCACUCCUGAAAGGAUCAUAUAAGUUCCAGGGAGUGAGAAUAUACUUGGAAAAUUCAUUUUUAUAAUUAAACAUGCAUUCUAUGACUGUCAGUUUUGUUCUUUUUAAUUGCUAUUGUUCUGAUCCUGUUCCAGAGAGCAGAAUCAGAAUCAGGUUUAUCAUCAUUAUCUUAUAUGGCAUGAAAUUUGUUGUUUUGCAGCAGCAGUACAGUGAAAAGACAUAAACAUUACUAUAAAUUACAAAAUAUAUGGCUGAAGAGUAGGUGCAUGGGCCAGGGUUUCAGAUUUGUGGAUCACUGGGAUCUCUUCUGGGGAAGGUAUGACCUGUACAAAAGGGCCAGGUUACACCUGAACUCGAGAGGGACCGAUGUCCUUGUGGGCAGGUUUGCUACAGCUGUUGGGCAGGGUUUAAACUAGGUUGACAGGGGGAUGGGAACCGGAGUGUUCAGUCAGAUGAUGGAGCAGUUGGUGUAAAGGUAGGUGCAAAGUGCAGAGAGACUGUGAGGAAGGAUAGGCAGUGGAUAGAGCAUAAACACAGUCAGUUGGAUGGGUUGAAAUGUGCUUACUUUAAUGCAAGAAUUAUUAAGAAUAAGGAUGAUGAACUUAGAGCAUGGACCAGUACAUGGAAUUACAAUGUUGCGGCCAUUACAGAGACUUGGCUGUCACAAGGGCAGGAUUGG
Messenger RNA from Pristis pectinata (smalltooth sawfish), 5567 nucleotides. Its product is annotated as transmembrane protein 171-like. The coding region runs from base 38 to 808 and encodes 256 amino acids. The transcript has 3 exons. Lineage: Eukaryota; Metazoa; Chordata; Chondrichthyes; Rhinopristiformes; Pristidae. The record is from RefSeq and is a predicted model, not a curated record.